Molecule: messenger RNA, 777 nt
Organism: Cuscuta epithymum
Lineage: Eukaryota; Viridiplantae; Streptophyta; Magnoliopsida; Solanales; Convolvulaceae
Source: the annotation of a GenBank genome assembly
GUAAGUUGGUUCUGUGCUAGGUCGGGAUUGACAUCUGAUGGACAUUUAGCUUUUCCCGGUAAUACUGAUGGCAUGAAAGAGAAAAAAAUCAAAUUGGACAAAAUUCAAGAUGACAUAGCUGCAGGGACAUGGAAGCCAACUGGACGACAUGAUAUUUUGACUGAGGUUGUAGGGAAACCUGACUAUCCUGGCCGUGCACGUGGCAUUGGUGGUGGUGUGGGUUAUACUCGAGUGUUUGCAGCAGAGCGUAGAGGUGGACGGCGCGAUAAAGUGGGUAAUUUGAGUGAGGACGAUUUGAAAAAGUUGCAAGAAAGAUGGUUGAAAGAUAUGCAUCACUACUUUGUUCCUAGAGGUGAACAACCUACCAUGGGAUCAACGCAAGCUUCUGAGUCAGGUCAAGUUGAUACAAUGAACUCCACAGCUGAUAUUCCACAUAAAUCUUUCAUUGAUGGUGCAAAUUGUAGGCUGGCUGUUGAGUCACAAACUGUUAGUGGUGAUAUGAGCUUGGAUUAUGUGGCCGUAGCUGUAGCUUACAACACACCAGUUGUCUCGAUUUCUUGAGGGGGACUCGCUUGAGAUUUGUAUCAUUCAGACUUUCUUGCUUUGUUUAAAAGAAAAGUUAGUUGAGCUUGGCCGUGACGACAUUGGCUUUUUGUGCCCUCACCUGUGCUGUUUUGAACAUUAUAAACUGGACAAGAAGGGCACAAUGACUUACUUGAAACAUGCUUUGAUAAAGUCCUUUGAAAAGUCAUUCAUUUUUCUUCCAUACCAUGAAGG